Molecule: messenger RNA, 3328 nt
Organism: Platichthys flesus (European flounder)
Lineage: Eukaryota; Metazoa; Chordata; Actinopteri; Pleuronectiformes; Pleuronectidae
Product: DNA repair protein XRCC4-like
Exons: 8
Coding region: 154-1026 (290 amino acids)
Biological process (GO): positive regulation of ligase activity; double-strand break repair via nonhomologous end joining; immunoglobulin V(D)J recombination
Cellular component (GO): DNA-dependent protein kinase-DNA ligase 4 complex; nucleus; DNA ligase IV complex
Molecular function (GO): DNA binding
Source: RefSeq, a predicted model, not a curated record
GAUUGGCUGAGAAGAGGGAGUUGAAAGUUGAAUCGUGAACUGUCAGAAGAAACAAAGUGUAGAAGCAGCGAUAACAAGAGUUUCUCACUCAGAACUCUUCGCCUUGACGCAGCAGUGGUUUGUCCACAGAGCAACGUCUACAGUUGGUAAGACAUGAGUGGCACAGUCCGCCAGAUCACAAUAACCACUGAUCCAAGUACCCCCUACUUCCUGCGAGUGGACUGGGCAGAGGACCUGGGUGCUGGAUUUACAUUAGCUCUCACUGAUGGCAGCUCGGCGUGGAUCGGAGAAGUUUCAGAAGAUGAGGUGACAAAGGAAGCCAGUGAACUGGGAGUCACAAGAGAAAACUAUGUGAAGGAUCUUCUUCUAGCACUAACAAGGAGUGCUGAAGGAAGAGGAGGACGAGGGAGAGGGAGUGACAAGAAGGCCUAUUCUUUCCACCUGACUCCAGAUCACUGUCAUCUCUCAUAUCAGAAGUUCUGUGACGACAUCACGGUGGACUUGGGCUCGGUGGAGCUUCAACCGGCUCCAGAUCCUCUAGAGCUGAACCGGGAGAUGAUUGGCCAGUCCCUGAAGCGCAGCACAGAUCUGCAGUCAGAAAACUGCCGGCUACUGGAGGAGAACCGUGGACUGAAACAGGAGCACCAUCGAAUACUCACAGAGCUGGAGAAGCAUGUUCAGGAUAAGGAGACGAUGGAGAAGAAACUUUACUCUCGUUUUGUCCUGGUGCUGAAUGAGAAGAAGGCGAAGAUCCGGAGCCUGCAGGACACUGUCCACCAGCUCAAACAGACUGCUGACAAGCGGCACAGUGACGAUGAAGCAACUUUGGAUGAAGAUGGCAGUCAGAACAGAGGAGAGGAGACUGUUCCAAGCAUCCAUCCAUCUCAGGAGCAAACCAUCCUAAUCACAGGUCGUAAUCUUGUGUGCCACGGCGUCACUGUGGACCGCACGUUUUCUGAUAACGAAGACGAACAAUCGAGACGGAGGCGCAGGUUACUUCACGCUGAGCCCUCUGAGCAGGAAUAAAAUCACAGAGGUGUCUCCUGAAUAUCCGGCACAAACACGCAAUGUUGUGAGGUCUCCUUCCUCGUCCAACAGCUGCACUCUUUCUCAACCUGACUCACUGCGCCAGAGCGACCCGAGGUUCUGUGACUUCCACAUUCCACCUCAGACUAAUCCCGCUAUUUAACGCAACCGACACGUGCAUCUCCAAAAAUGCUGGUGAUGUGCGUUGAAACAGUAAUAGCAGCUUUCAGUGUCUAUCAAGUUGUCGGUCAAUCUAUGGUGCAUAUGAGUUGAUAAACUCGAACCACAUUUGUUGCUGUGACACUUCUUUUGAAUCCAACAACCUCAUAACAUCCUCCCACAGCUUACAUCUGGGUGUUGGCUGGCAAAUAAACAAGGCUGCAAAUUACUGCAGUGUGUGGUGCUGCUCAGUCCAGCUGAGACCUGACAGAAACGGCUUCUGAGUGCAAUUGGAAACAUGCUUUUCUUCUCUCAUUUGCAUCUUUGCCUUUGCAUUUUAUCAAAUUUCAUUUUUUGCCGAAAUCAUGUUAAGCUGAAUACAUGAUAAUGUUUAUAUGAAUGUAUUAAACUAUAUUUAAUGGAUUGUAUGUAGCACAAAAUGUAACUUUUAAAUUUGUUUUUAUCAGUGAAUAUUAUAUUCUACCACUAACUUUUUCUCCCUGCCUCCUCUCCACCCUCCUCCUCGACAUACAGAUGAUAUCCAGGACUCAUCAACACGAUUGAAGCCCUAAAUCGAAGGCUUUUUUUUCUGAUGAACAUGUUUUCUGGAUCCCUAUCGAGCUGUGUGGUGAGCUGGUCAACGCUUAUCUCAAUACACACAAGCCAAACGGUGACAACCAGGCCACAGCAUCCUGAAGGUGGCCCCAGUCUUUAUGCCAGGUUUGGUCCCAAAUUGUGAAAGCGAUUUUCAGGAAACACAAGCAUGUUACUGCCAUCUGGUUUGCUUUUACUGCGACAAUUACCUGCCAGAGUUCUCACAAGAGACUGGCUGGUCGCCUUGCGUCCUCAAUAAAUGAUGAGUCGAUCACAGCCAGUUGUGCCGUAGAGGCUUUGCCAAGAUGCGUUAGUAUUCGUGUGGUAAUAUUCACUCAAUGCCCAGCAGUGCUUCCUCAGGAGCUGAUGGUGCUGCUGGUAAACACAUGGAGAGCAUGGGAGAGAACUGUGACCAGGAGUAUGGAAGCAAUUUCUCCAGAGCUUGACUUCACCCUGUGCUCGAACUUGGGCUGCCAAGCCCCUUGGCCUUGGCUCUGUGUUAGACCAGAGGAAGAGUAACAACUACUGCGGCACAACAGGCUACACCCAGAAAACAGGGUGUCACCACCAAGCAACCGAAGCUGCUUUGUUGCUGCUUAUUCAUCAUGUCCUGCUGAUGCUUUCCUCCCUCUUUUCAUUAUGAAAAUAAACUGUAUGCCAUCUCUUUCAUUUCCACUUUCUAAACUAGCAUUUUACAGAAGAUAAUUUGUCCCCCACGUUUCCUUCUUGUUUACGUCUGCCCUUUUAUUGUGUAGAUGUUCUAUGGUCCACACUACCUGAGGCCUGUUUUGCAGUUGGUUAAAAAGGUUAUGUUGGCUUCGCCUCUUCGCCUUUAUCUCUUCUACCAGCUUUAGGUCUCAAGGUCAUCCCACUGACAAUAAUGAAGCUAGGUAGACCGGGCCAUUACCAUUAUUUCACCAUUCUACCUUUGACUUCUGAACCCGCCUGCCGUCUUUAAUAAUUUGGAUGAUACAUAUAUGUCUCCUGAAGACCACAGGUGGCCGCCGGGGUAAUCCCACAACACGAGCUUGCUGCUGUAGUAAUCCCUGAAGGAAUGUCACACUCCUCGAUAAAUCCUGUCAAUAAAGGCGUGUUAUGCGGUGAGGUACAGAUCGGUGACCGGGGAUAAUUGACGGAUGGGCGCAUGACAACGUGAUGGGGAGGAUGAGACUGUGGGAAAAAGAGAUGCCACUGAAUCUUUGGUUUCAUUCAGAAUAAAUAAUGAAGCUGUGUUUUCAUGUUAAAUAUUUUAAAAUGUAACAUUCGAAUAAGGAUGCAACACAAAUUGGUGUUGUUUCCUUAUUUUGACCAGAACCUGAUGAUAUUUUGUCUCUGUGGUAAAGACUGUAAAUAUUUCCAUUUUCAACCAGUUUCCCUGAUUUCUUAAUUUGUUUUAAUUUGUGUAUUUAAAAAUACUCAGUGGAUGUAUUGAUAUUUUAGAGAUUAAGUUAAACAUUAUAAAUGUUUUUAAGUCUUUAUGCAAAAUAUGUGUUGUAAAAUGUUUCGUAAGAUAAGGCCUCUAAAAUGUUGUCAGCUUUACUGAAAUAAA